Molecule: messenger RNA, 1378 nt
Organism: Didymodactylos carnosus
Lineage: Eukaryota; Metazoa; Rotifera; Eurotatoria; Philodinida; Philodinidae
Source: the annotation of a GenBank genome assembly
GAUAUGUUCAGAUUUUAAAUAAUUUUUGUCAAGAGUUGUAUCGAAAUUGAAAACAGAGGAUGUUAUAAAAACGAUCCGCGGGCUCAAGACCAUCUAUCUGCAAGCCUAGACUGCUUUCUCCUCAGGACGAAGAAAACGAUGAAGUUAAUGGCUCUUUGAAAGCGACUCUAGUGAAUGUACUGAAUUCAAGUUACCUGAAUAACGAAUAAAUCUUUACAGGGUAACCAUGUAGGGUACUGAUCAACAGUUUUUAACCCAGAAAAUUUUCUAUUUUUGGCGAGCGGCACUUUAGGAAAAAUUCUGAGACUAGUAUUAUUACCCAUGGAAAUGUUUUUGCGAUAUUUUGUUUCAAAAUUUUUCCUAAACUUUCGGAAGUGCCUCUCGCCAAAAAUAGAAAAUCUUCGGGGUUAUCGAGUAUAUUGAAUACGAAAAGUACUUUCAGCAACUGAAACCAUCUUCAUUUUUUUUCCAGUGAUACGCUUUUCAAGAUUUCUACCACUCAUUUUCUUAUUUGAGACAGUUUUAUUACUAGUUUCCCUUCUACUGUCAUAGAUAUGAUCCCGAUGCUGGUAGCCUUUCAUCACCGGCAUCAACACAUGUUCAAUAUGUCCAAUCAGCUGCGUAUACAGUUCAAUUUCAAUGUGAGAUUGAUAAACAACGAGAUCAAAUAGCCAAUAUCACUUGCUUAUCGCAUCCAAUAUCAAUAGAUUACGCAGGUGACUCAAUCAAGGUGUCAUUUAGUCAACAGAAUGUACAUCUAGAUCGAGAUAUUAUCUUGGAUUUGAUAUUAACAGAGAAUCCAACAUCAUGCAUGGCCUUAGCAAUUGAAAGUCACGCUUUGAUGACGUCAUUUAUUCCAAAUAAAACCGAUUUUGGCACGCAACAGGACGUUAAUAAUGAAUUUAUAUUUAUUGUUGAUUGUAGUGGAUCAAUGAUGGAUGAAAAUAAAAUGGGCCUAGCUCGUGAGGCGAUGGAAUUAUUCUUAAAAUCAUUACCAAUGAAAUGUCGUUUUAAUCUCGUUCGAUUUGGUACUACCUAUCACGCAUUAUUUAACGACGUGACUGUUGUAUAUGACGAGCUAAAUGCAUCUAAAGCUCAACAACUCAUUUCUAAAAUGAGAGCUGAUUUAGGUGGUACGGAACUACUAGCCCCAUUAAAAUGGAUAUUUGAACAAAAACCAUUUGAAAAUUAUUCACGACAAAUAUUUGUACUAACCGAUGGAGAAAUCAGUAAUGUCGAUCAAGUAAUGGAUCUAUGUAAACAAAUGGCAAACACAACACGAAUAUUUUCAUUUGGGUUAGAACCAUGCCCGAAAAACGCUUUCAGACUAGGCCCGUUACAUCAACAGUAUAAACCACUGACAUUCGAUAAAAAAUGA